AGCGUGGCGUGCACAUCGUAUUGUUUCGCGUGUUAUGGGUGUUAUGUUAGCACCCGUGGAAAUUCCAUCCUCUUUGAGUCAAGUUAGGAUCUAUGCACGCUAACGGGUAAAAGCAAAAGUUUUUAACUCUAUCCGGUGUGCGUACGUGGUGGUAGUGGUAUGGUGAACGAAGUUUUGUUUGGGUGCGUUUCAUUGCCAUCACAACCAACCGACCGUGCUACGAGGGGGGUCUGAUGAUAAUGAUCGUCAUUAUCAUCAUCAAUGCUACCUCCAGUGGCUAAUAGCCAAGACGUCAUUAACCAGCAGGUUGGUUGACGUACUGAAUUAUAGGAUACCUCCGCACGAUUUUUUUUCCAUUCCCAUGAUGAUAGGAUAUACAAACUAUGUUCACCACCCACCGCGGCUAGUAGUCGCAAGGUUCAGGAUUCAACGCGUUCGAAUAAGCGAAUUAGUUCUUGAGUGAACGGCUUUAUGGAAGGACCGAGAGCAACAAUAAGAAAAAAUCGGCGUGACCCUUAAACUUAGACUUAGCUGGUUUGUUAUCGUCAUUCCGGAAUGGUAACCUACGGAUGUAGGUAGUGGCAGUGCAAUUUCACACCCAACAGAUUGGAAACAUUGAUUGAUUUCCAAAUAAUGUAAUCAACGCUGACAAAGAAAAACUACGAAUCGUGAAAGUGGUAGAAAAGAAACCAUCACACUGAAUUAUUUAUGAAUAAGUGUUUAGGGGAAAGAAAUCCGUUCCAGCCGCGGCGUGGCGUUAAGGGUGGUAAAUUUAUCGAAUAUAAUUUCAUGGGAUUCUUACACGCCAAUUCUUCGAGCUUCGGUUGGGUGCUUGAGUGACGUGAACUUGCAGUUAAAUAGCGAUUUGUUACCGGGCUCAGAUUGAAGUGUGCAUGGCCUUGGAGUGGCGGACGCAAAGGACUGCGUGAAUUGGCGAAUUGAAGCGAUACGUACAGUAACAGGAGGAGAACAGCGAGCGGGCUGUGUGCGGAAAAUUGAGCUGGUUGAAGAUUCAAACUUCAAUUAUACUCGGAACCAGAAGCCCACCAACUAAAGAGUAAAAGAACAGCGACCGCACUAACCAAUAUCCCACUCGGCUGAAUAAGCACCGAACCACCACCCACCGAUUACGAAAGCUAAAAAUGUCUUUGAAAAGAUUGGCCGUAAUCGCUGCUGUUAGCACGCACAAUAGCUUCAGCAAUCAGACGGUUUCCUACUACAACGCCUACACUAACCAGACGACGACGACUAACAGCAUUCGUGGUAGCUCCGGUCACAACCAUCAAGGAUUGCAAAGCAUGCGACCGGGGGCGAAUCUGCACGGCAAUGUCAACAUUAUGCUCGGCGGGGCCAUGCUGUCAGUGGUAAUCACCGUUGUUUGUUUCGUUUGCUACUGCUGCCAUCGGAAUAUCAAGAAACGAUCGAACUCUAUUUACCGACAACAAUGGCUGGAAAAUGAAGCCAAUAUGGAAAUUUACAGCGUCGAACAGUGUUACGACACCCCGGCGUCGAGCGCAGCGGGCAGCAGCAACUUAUUUUUGGACAACACCACCGGCAACGAAUACCAAUCGCUUCCGGCAAUGACCUACGGCCACCAUCAUCAUCAUCACUACCACCAUCCCCAUGGUCCCCCGCCAAGCUACGACACGGUGCUGGCCCAGGAUGAAAUGGUCGGCACGACACGACGGAAGAGUUUUGAUUUGGGUGCACUGCCACCCGAAGGGGAUGCAAACUCCCGCGGGCCGGCCGCUAAGUUCGACGCUCUGCUGUACGAUUUAGUUGGCAAUCAGCGACGCAAGCGGAAUCGCCCAGUCGGCCCGGAGUUUUGUGACUUUAGUGGCAUCCUCAGGUCACCGGGUUGCGGAGAAAUUGCUACCACGACGACGACGACGACGGCGGCGACGGCGCACGGAAAUUGCAACUGUCAACUGAGCGAUAAUCUGCAAGUGUACUGCCGGAACUGCGGCCAAUUUGUGGAUGGCGAGGUGAUGCAAAAUCAUGGCAUUAAUAAUAAUAAUAAUCAUUACUACGAUAACAUCAGCAACUGCAAUACGGAGGGGGACGAUGCGAAUUGGCUUCGGGUAGUUACUAUUGGAGCCGACAAUCUGCUAGGUUGCAAUGGCAGUAGUGAUGACAACGGUAACAAUCAGUCAGCUAACAAUGAGGGCAUCUGCCGGAGGGACAACUGUCAGAUUCGCAGCUUGGGAUUGAAUGCACUAUUGCAAGAUUUUCAAUUCCAUUCAGUAGGUGCCACUAGUGCUACCGGUAGUAACAGUAACGAGCUCUAUUCGUCGUCGGAUUGCAUCAACAAUAAUAACAACAACAACAAUAUCGAUGAGUCAGAUUGUACCGGUGCCAACCACAAAUCCGGCGACGAUGACACCGACGAGGUGAAUAAUAACAAUAAAAGCCCUAGUGUUGCAACCGCGCCGGAACCCGUCAGAUCUAGAACAAUAUUGAAUAGUGGCACGACCGACAUUACCGACAAUGCCAUCGGCGGUGGUGACAGUAAUAACGCUAAUAGCCCUACCGGUGGUAACGAUUUGACUGUUGGGGUAGAUUCAUCUGUUAACGCUGCUAGUGCUGCUGGUGCCAAUCAUCGUGCCAGUGAUAAUGGGAACGGCGGUGCAGGGCGAGAGCAUGACACUUUUCGUAACUUGGCCGAGAAUGGUUUCGUCCGGUUGGACAUGAGUCAAAUCAUCGACCGGACCGGUUUGCCAACGUACGAAGCUGCCCUGCGGUUAGAAUCCAGUGGUUAUGUUUAGGGAGCCCAGGAUCGGACCGGAAGUAUGGAUUUAUAUUGCACCGAGCGUGAUGCAACCGGAAGUACUUAUUACAAUGGCCUUUGAAGUAAAAUAUUAUACGUAUUAUUAUUAUUCUUCUGACCAUGAAGAAAUAGGGUGUAGUUUGUUUUAGAAAUCACGUUACUGCUUUGGAGUAUAGUAGAUGAGAUGCAAGUCAAUGCUUACUGUUAUUAGACAAUGAUCAGGAAUCUCAAAUCUACUAAGACAGCACAUCCUCAUUAAUUUGUAGUAGAUAUUCGUUGUACAAGUUUAUGAAAUUAGUACGUCAUACAUAGGUGCACAAAUAAUGUAAAUUGCUUAAAUUAGUGUACUUUUCCUUACUCGAUAUCAAAGGGACCAUCGACUAAAGGAGUAAAAUAAUGAGACAGCCUACUAGAAUAAAAUCUAGAGCAAAUUUGUUAACAUGUAUUAUAGAUAAAGCGAAUACUAUCAAGCCAGAACGAUAUUGCAAUUGCAAUGAUUAAUUCUUUACCAUUCUGAAACUAGAAAAUCAGAAAUACAAACAAAAGCUUGUAGAAAAGAGGAGUAGAGCAAAUCCAUGCAAAACAACGCAAACAUAGAUCAAUAGUCGACUGUUUUACUUUCGAUUAUAGAAACAAAUAUGUAUAGUUAUUCUUCUCCACAGUAAUACAUGGUAGAGUCCAUGAUUCUACUGGAAGUAUACCUCGAUUUGACGUACUCCCGAUUUAGUUUACCAUUGUGUCUACUCAAUAGAAAAAAUAUUCUUGACUUGUCGAGGUUUUCUGUGAAAAAUGUAAGAAGGCACGAACUUUUAGCAAAAAAAUUAAGAAAUAAAUAAAUAUAGAUUCUAUUGUUGUUUGCGUUCUCACUUUAUUGCGACGUGAAUUAUUGUUUUAAUGUAUUGUACAGAUAAACGAAAAUAAAUAAAAUAUGCAAAAUGAGGAAACCGGCCGACCGCAAAAUAUGACCAUCGUCGAUUCGAACGAAACUUUGCAGGAGUGUUCGCUGUAUGAAUCUACAUGAUAUUCUCUGGCAAUUGGAAUGCAACGUUCUCUUUGACAUCAAGGCGAUAUUGUAAACCAUUUGAAAGUUACAUGAAAGCCACCAAAAUAUAUUUCAACCAUAGGGUCUGUUGAUUAAACUAUAUAGCUGAAUCAUAUGUUGGUUGUUUUCAUGUAACUUUAAAAUGUUUCACAAUAUCGCCUUGAUGUCAAAGAGAAAGUUGCAGGAAAGUUUACGGGCCUUUUGAAAAACCUAUUAUUGUUGAUGGAGAAACGCGACUAACUUAUGAAAAGGUCGUAAUAAAACAAAAUAAUUGCGUUGUUAAAACAAAAGUUAAAAU
Messenger RNA from Topomyia yanbarensis, 4107 nucleotides. RefSeq lists its product as uncharacterized. The coding region runs from base 1143 to 2765 and encodes 540 amino acids. The transcript has 4 exons. The record is from RefSeq and is a predicted model, not a curated record. NCBI's taxonomy places the organism in Eukaryota, Metazoa, Arthropoda, Insecta, Diptera, Culicidae.